Vigna radiata var. radiata (mung bean) is the source of this 726-nucleotide messenger RNA. RefSeq names its product serine/threonine-protein phosphatase 7 long form homolog. The record is from RefSeq and is a predicted model, not a curated record. The coding region runs from base 1 to 726 and encodes 241 amino acids. The transcript has 3 exons. Lineage: Eukaryota; Viridiplantae; Streptophyta; Magnoliopsida; Fabales; Fabaceae. Gene Ontology annotation, biological process: meristem development; meristem maintenance.
AUGCCUGAACCACAUGUUGUAGUUGCUCCUGUUACAGAGGAAGCUGAGUUUGGUGUUGUAUCCAAAUUGAGACACUUAAAAAUAGAUCACGAGUUAGUUACAACGUUGGUCGAAAGGUGGAGGCCUGAGACACAUACUUUUCAUCUUCCAACUGGAGAAUGCACAAUUACCUUGCAAGAUGUGUCACUACAAUUGGGGCUUAGAGUUGAUGGUCCUCUAGUAAUUGGACCUAUAAAGUUUGAUUGGGAAGAUAUGUGUGAUACGUUGUUAAGGAUUACACCGAUUAAGGGGGAGUCUCUUGUUGGAUCUACGGUGAAGCUAAAGUGGUUGUGGGAAAAUAUGUUGCCUGUGCAUGACGGCUCAAGUCUAGACGAAAUACAUGCCCAUGCAAGGGCAUAUAUAUUAGGACUAAUUGGAGGGGAGAUGUGUAGAGCAACAGAUCGACAUUCAAAGCCCAUGCGUGGUUGUGCAUCGUUGUUACAAUCGUGGGCAUGGUUUCGUAUGCCCUUUAUUGCACCAAUUUCACGACUGCAAACACUUGUACUUCUUCUACUGCUUAUGGAGGAGAUGAAGGUGAACAACAUAUUGAAGAUUAACCUUCACAGGAAGAACCACCUAGACCUCAAUAGGAAGAACCACCUAGACCUCCACAGGGAAGGAGAAAUCCAACUAGGAACAGGCGACGAUCACAUUGUGGAACUGGACACAAUUUUGAAGAGUGAUUAG